Molecule: messenger RNA, 4591 nt
Organism: Saccoglossus kowalevskii
Lineage: Eukaryota; Metazoa; Hemichordata; Enteropneusta; Harrimaniidae
Product: two pore potassium channel protein sup-9-like
Biological process (GO): potassium ion transmembrane transport; stabilization of membrane potential
Cellular component (GO): plasma membrane
Molecular function (GO): outward rectifier potassium channel activity; potassium ion leak channel activity
Source: RefSeq, a predicted model, not a curated record
CAAAAGUGUUACUCCACGUUCUCAAGGCCACUUCGGGCACCGUUUCGCGCGACGUGUGUGCCUAACGUGUCGGACAAUCUUUGCAAAGGGAUUGAAAUCUACCCGGCACGUUAGUCACCAGCCGUGAAUCCUGGGUAGUUGAAAACAAUUACAACUUCGCUUAAUUGUUUGUGACGUCAGCACAGUGAUAAGACAGCGUGACAAGAGAGAUGCGUGCGCAUCAGUUAUGACCCAUCCGCGUAUGUAACUUGGCAGCUCAUCGCUAUAGCAACCGCGAGAGUUACGCAAUCUGUCGGGUGUGUGAAUACUAUAAACGAUCCACAACUGUCCUGGUAAAACGGUGAUUUUCUUAAUACAUUUCGUCUGAAACCGACUGAUCAAUAUUAUCGCUGCAAUAGGGCGAGUAUCACAUGAGAUAAAGUUGUUGCUGCAAGUCAAAUAAACACCACCCCUUUCAAAAGUUCCGCCGCUGAGUACGGGGGAUUGGAUUUGAAAUAAUCGUGUGCAACGCCAGCUGGUGUUCACAUCAGUAAAUGUUACAUAUUCAUUAACCUGCGCAUUCUGUUGACAAUUCUCGCGGGUUCUGCGCAUCGCUUUAGACGGCAGUAGUGAAAGCAACAUCCAGCAGCAACCUAACCUAGCGAAGACUACAACUGCGGGUAUCGUCGGAGUGAUUCAAUACAAUAUGGCUUUGGAAUUAGAAGGUUUAUUCUUCCUCUAGCUGAAAAAUGAAGAAGCAAAACGUUCGGACGCUGUCGCUGAUCGUUUGCGAAUUCACAUAUUUGUUGAUCGGUGCUGCUGUGUUCGACGCCUUCGAGUCCGACAAAGAAGAGUCAGAACGACAUUACUAUUACGAACGGGAGAAUGAGAUACGACGGCGAUUCAAUAUAACCAACGACACGGAAUACGACGAACUGGUACAUGUAAUAAUCAAGUUAGUCCCGCUCAAGGCCGGUAUACAGUGGAAAUUCUCCGGCUCGUUUUAUUUCGCCACGACGGUAAUCACUACAAUAGGAUAUGGUCACACAGCGCCUUUGACUAUCGGCGGCAAGCUGUUUUGUAUGGGGUAUGCCUUAAUAGGAAUACCGCUCAGCCUGGUGAUGUUUCAGAGCAUCGGCGAGAGACUUAACGUUUUUACCGCCUAUUUACUGCGGCAUAUCAAGAAAUGUGCAGGAUUUAGAAACACGGAGGUAUCACAUACGAACCUGGUGAUGGUUGGCGCGUUUAAUGUAUCUGUUAUUACAGUCUCCGGAGCUUUUGCUUUUACAUAUUUUGAGGAUUGGUCUUGGAUAGAUGCUUAUUACUAUAUAUUUAUAACGUUGACUACAAUAGGUUUUGGCGACUAUGUCGCACUGCAGAAACAGAAUGCGCUACAAUAUGAACCGGAGUAUGUUGCGUUCACUCUGAUGUAUAUUCUUAUCGGCUUGACGGUUGUGGGAGCAUCGCUGAAUUUGCUCGUGCUGAGACUGCUCACGCUGAACACAGAGGACGAACGCAGGGAACAGCAGGCUCAGAGAGAAGCCGAGAUACAAAGAGAUCAGGAACUAAGGGAGUUUCACGGCAAUAGCAUCGAGGCACAUCAUGUGGAUCUGAGAGGGUAUGACACAACCCAUUACCAUACACCUCACCCUGCGCCUUACCCGGAAAUCAAAAGUACAAUUUCGAAGAUCUGUCCAUGCACUUGUUUUAGUAGACGGAAAAAAUAUUCUUACAGUAACGCGGGGUCAAAAAAAUACCCAGGAAAUUCUUUUCAGUUGCAGCCAAUUAACGACAUCUAUAACGGGUUCGCAGAUGAGCACACGUUUCUACAGUACCAAGCGUUGAACAGCCGGAAAAGGGCGUCGAUCUAAAUUGAAGGAAUCUGGAAUUUGCUCGUGUUAUUGUGCACAACAAGUCGUCGUUUCAAUUUGGGGUACUUCGGCGCCCGCAGCAGUCAAAUAUGCACUACCAUGUGCGAAUACACACAACAAUUUGACAAUGGAUUGUCGGUGGGGACAGUGGGUAAAUACGCAAAGAAUCACGGGCAUUGGCGUAUGUGUGCGCAUGCCCACGACCAUGUAUUUAUAAACACUAUACAUACAAUUUAAACCCCACCCCACGGGCCGGUGACUGCUAACCGUCAACAAGGUAUUGUCCAUUCCUUAUUAAUCUCAGCGUUCAUUACGAGUUGCGUAUUUUUGUUUUCAUACACAUUUUUUUUAAAACAAUGCAAUCCUAAGCUACUCAAAUAGAUAAAUCCGUCAGCUUGUCUCAAAUAUAGCUAUGCGGCGGCUGAUAUGACAAGAUUAUUGCAAUACUAUUUCUAGAAGCACCAACUGUGGGCUUUUCUAGGUCAACAUUGCUACAAGAGUCUGCGUUAAGAUUAGUUUGUGUUAUGCAGAGACUCUAAACUUCUAAAUACCUUGAACAUCAUCGUCUUUCUCCAAAAUUUGUUAAGUUUUUUCAUGAGUGUUUUAUGCAAUAUUUUUCACGUGCACCAAGCUGCGACACGCACUCUUGCCCCCCCCCCAAAUUGUCUCUUCAUUGAACCACAACGUAGUAAUUUGUUUCAUUCGUAUCCCAUGGAUCCAGGGAAUUUCACUGUGGAAAAACAAUGCCCAUUUUGCCACUUUUUUUAUUUAUACAACUUCUUCCUCCAAUGUGUUUAUUUAUUUUAAAAUACAUGGAUGGAAGAAUUAGUGGGUUUAUGGCGACAAUUUUUAAUUUGUGUGUUUUAUCCCAAAGAACCGUUGAGCAAUAUGAUGACGCAUUUUGUAUGUUUAUAAACUUCUUCGAACCUUGAAUAUUAUCAUAUUUUUUUUGUAAAUAAUACUAUUUUAUUCCGUUUUGUCGAUUAAUUUAUUGUAUAGGUAUGUAAAUAGAUUCCAAAACCACAGUACACGGGUGCCCGGGCAUAUCUUUAUUUAGAUAUUUAAUUCCCGCUUUGGUCAAUGACCUCGGGAAGAUUUGGGGGUAUUCAUCCCUGUCUUUCCAGAUAUUUUCAUAUUCCGAUGUCGGGGUGUUUUAGCACCGACCUCGGCGUACAAGUUCACUUCCUAGUCUGGUUAAUCUUUGUAGCUUAUACGGUAAAUACUAAUGGGAGAAGUCGAAUCCCCACAUAAUUUCAGGCGAGUGCAGGGCCCCCCGUUAGAAAAACGAUACAACUGCUUACUAAAAAUAGACACGGCUGUUAUGGGUCUCCAGUGUCGAUGGGAACGACUAAUUAGUGCGCCGCCCUCAUCAUCGCCAUAUGCGUUCAUUUUUAUCUUCGUUAUGACAUUAAUAAUGCACACUUCUAUCGCAUCUAGUUCCGGCAGACGUUUCUACGAGCGGCAAGUGCUAAGAAUACUAACCCCUCCCGUUUAUUAGCUUACUUUGAAUCGCCCCUUAAAUGCUGGCUUCUCCACAAGACGUCAUAGCACACAUGUUUGAUUGUGUUUGUGGCUAUUUUUAGAUACGACCCGCCAUUGAGACCGUCUCAUUCCAUAGUACAUUGAUACGGCCGAUUUAGGAUAAGUAUGAGUACCAAAAGUUAAAAGUACCCUUCUGUUCGACACGGUCAUUUUUCUGGGGGUAUUCACCAACCAUGUCCCAAAGUACGUGCAUGUACAUUUUCAACGAAAACGCGCCAAAAAUUAAUAAUUAAACCACAGACAUCGCAUUAUCGUCUGUUUUCGUUUGGUGUUAUAUGACACACGGUACUACUAAAAAAGGAGAUAAUUGUAGGGAAGACCAGGGAGGGAAGUCCCGGUGAGUCAAUGUCAAUAUCUCGGCCAUCCCGGCAAAAUGCUAACCAUGACGGAAUUCUGUAAUUUGCGUAUAGUAGGAGAAAAUCCAUGUGCGCUGCCCUAUGGAUGACAGAACAUAUUUAUAUAUAUCUCCGUAAGCUCUGUUAUUAUUAAUAUUAAUGCGCAUUGAAAAUAUAGUAAGGACCCCCGGCUACAGCGUAGAGUAGCAGCACGUUUAAUUGAAUCCCGCCAUGGUACGACAUUUCUCAGUCUCGGAUUCUAUUUUUAAUUGAAAUGUUUUUUAUUCAUUUUCGUGAAGUGUUGAUUCUCUGAAAACCCGAAACAUGGGUGCAGUUGUAAUUUCAGAUUGCUUCAAGGCCAACGGGAGAAGGGGAGUCUGAAACGCCUGGCAUGUGGAAUAUUUUUAUGUUCUGUCAUCCUGUUUAAAUAUUGUACAGAUCUGUGCACAACAUCAAGCGUCUUUUAUAUAUGCACUUUAUUUGUAACACAACAUUCGUCUCUCCAUUUUGCUGUUCACUGCCUCAGUACGCCAUUUUCCAUUUUACCGACCAUUUCAGCGUCGCUUUUAGGAUAAGUUCUGUAAUUUUAAAGAUUACCUUGGCGAAUAUACGGUGUAGUUUUAAAGUUCGUUUCUAGUGUAUUUUUAUUUAUUUUUUGAAGUCACAUGAAGGUUAAAUAUGUGGAAUACUUUUAAUUGUCAAUCGUGGGUUCAUUUUUAAAGAUGGCCGCCAUAUUUGAUCUUCAUCAUACAUCGAACCUUCAUCUCAUUUGGCGCCUUAUGAAUACAGAGUAUGGGAAUAUAGAAUAUUCAACUAGCGAUUUUCUACCGAAUAAAAUGGUAAACUUUUUUCCUCGAAACUUAA